AUGGACACAACCACCUGUCGGCUCUGGUCCAUCCAGGAGGACGCCCGCGGUCCCGCCGGAGGGGCAGGCUGCGAACGGCCCCGUCCCCCGCCCUCCGCCGGGCUGGGUCCCACGGGCCGCACCCUGGUCACCCAGGAGCGAGGCGCGCCCGUGGCGGCUUUCCGCCGACGCCCCGCCGGCCGGGAAGGGAAGUUCGGGGGUCACGAGCCCCUCAGCCUGGCACGCUCGCAGGGCACACACAGGGGUCACGAGCCCUUCAGCCUGGCACGCUCGCAGGUGCACACAGGGGUCAUGAAGGCCACCGUCCAUCCCGCAGGCAGGCCAGAGCCCCUGGAGUCCCCCAGGAGGAACCCCACAGACCUGGCCCUACCACCCGCUCAGUCACGGGGGCCUCCACGGCACACCAGGACGUCCAGGCUGGUCCUGCGAGACACUUCCUGCCAAAGCCUGGCUUUGAGGGGAGGAGGGCUCUCCUCAGGCCUCAGUUUCCCAACAGAGAGAAGGGCUCACACUGCAACAGAGACCCGAGUGACAGGAUGGAAGCGGAGCCCCUGUGGGCAGGGGAGGCCUCUCGGCUCCACACUCACCCUGAUCCCUGGCAUCGGGGCAGGGGGAGGCGGCCACAGCACUGCCCCCUACAGGCCCACGCUGUACCCUGCUCUCGGGGCAACUGUCACCCUCCGUCUGGGCUCCCGGGCUAGGAAGGAAGCAGGCACCAACUCACGGCCCUGUGACAUCCGCUCUGCCGCACAGGGUCACACGUCAGUGUCCUGGGAGUAUGCCCAGCAAGGGAGCCAUAUGGACAGUGCCUUCGACAGAGAGGUUGAGAGGCUGACCGAGCGACUGGAAGAGAGGGAGCGGGAGGUGCGGCAGCUGCUGAACCAGCCUCAGCAGGAGAGGGAGGAGGAGGUGGUCCUGCUGCGGAGGCGCUUGGAGGAGAAGGAACGGGCCCAGGCCGCCAGCCGCGUCCUGUGCCGCUCCCUGGCUGCCGAGACCCAGCAGCUGCAGCGGACCCUGGCCGCCACCACCCACGUGUGCCAGCACCUGACUGGCCGGCUGGCCGAGCAGCAGCGAGCGCAGGGGGAGGUGGCGAGGAGGAACCCUGAGCCGGAGCAUGCUGGAAGGGAUGCCUCCAGCCAGUCCGCCAUUGGAAAGUUACAGGAAGAAAACCGGCUGUUGAGGCAGAAGGUGAUUCAGGUGGAAGAUCUCAAUGCCAAGUGGCAGCGCUACGAUGCCAGCCGGGACGAGUAUGUGAGAGGGCUCCAGGAGCAGCUGAGGGGGCUGCAGGGGUCCCCUGCCGCCGCGCAGGCGAGGAAGGAGAUCUCCCGCCUCAACAGACAGCUGGAGGAGAGGAUCGCGGCCUGUGACGCCGCACAGCAGGAGCUGGCCGCCGCCCGGGAGCGGGUGCAGAUGCUGGAGCAGCAGAUCCUCACCUACAAGGAGGACUUCGAGUCAGAAAGGGCCGAUCGGGAGCGGGCUCACUGUCGGAUUCAAGCUCUGGAGGAGAAGGUCUCCUCUUUGCUGUACCAGGUGUCCCGGACAGAGGACCCCCGCCGGCCGGGCCCCGCCACCACACCCUUGGAGACGGAUACAUCGGAGCCCACGGUGCCCAGGCCCGGGCAGCUGGCACUGGCCGCAGAGGGCAGGUGCUCCGACGCAGCCCUGCCAGGCCAGGGCGCCCUCCAGUGCCCACGCUGCCUGCGCUGCUUCGGUGAGGAGCAGGGUGAGGAGCUGCUCAGGCACGCGUCGGAGUGCUGCCAGUGACCCCGUGCCCGGGCCCUGCCCUGCCCUGCCCAGCCCGGCCCCGCCCAGCCCAGGUGCUGCUCACACUCGGCUCCCUGACUGUGGGAUGUGGGGUCCCCCAGAACGGGGCAGGCCUGACAGCUCCCUAUGGGCCCCUGGUGGCCGCAAGAAGGCCAGGGACCACAGGCCAGGGCGGGAGUGUGCAGGGUGGGCAGUACCUGGUCUCCCGCUGUCACUGAGGCUGCAAGCCAUUGGCUCUGGGGACUCAGGAGCCCGCGCCCUGCCCGGCUGGUCAGCACCGACUGUGCUGGGCUCACAGCUGCCCCGGCGCUGCUGCCCAGCCAACGUUCGCUUGUGUUCUACCUGUUUUGAGAAUAAAUGCACUCACCCCGC
Dipodomys ordii (Ord's kangaroo rat) is the source of this 2136-nucleotide messenger RNA. RefSeq names its product TNFAIP3 interacting protein 2 (gene Tnip2). Gene Ontology annotation, molecular function: K63-linked polyubiquitin modification-dependent protein binding. The record is from RefSeq and is a predicted model, not a curated record. Bases 1 to 1764 code for a protein of 587 amino acids. Gene Ontology annotation, biological process: cellular response to lipopolysaccharide; regulation of transcription by RNA polymerase II. Lineage: Eukaryota; Metazoa; Chordata; Mammalia; Rodentia; Heteromyidae. The transcript has 8 exons.